AUGUCGUUGAGCAAAGUUCCUCCCCAGAAGGGAGUGUUGCACACGUACGGUUUCAACCUCACCGCUUUUGAAUUUACCGGCUACUCCGGGGAGAUAGAAACGGAAGCAGCGGCCAACAUUUUGCUCUUCAUUGGAGGAUUGGGGAAUGGGCUAUUGAACGUUCCGUACCUACCUGCAUUGGCGGAAGCUGCAUCUACCCGAUUUCAUGCCAAUGGCGGGGGCAAGUGGAGCUUGGUGCAAGUGCUUCUCGGUUCGGCUUACUCCGGCUGGGGCACAGCGAGCUUGGAACGGGACUCGAGCCAACUUGCCAAAGCCAUUGAGUAUUUCCGGUCGUAUGCAGGUGGCCGCAGGAAGAAGAUUGUGGUUAUGGGACAUUCGACGGGGUGCCAGAACUCGCUACAUUACUUGAGCACCGUGGUCGCGCGGUUGGAGCUGCUGUCCAAGGCGCAGAUUGAGGGGGCUAUAUUGCAAGCGCCGGUCUCCGAUCAAGAGGCUCUUCGUGCCUCUUACACAGGCGGCGGCGAUUUCGAGCAGUUGACGCAGGAAGUUUACGACGAAUAUAUCGCCACGGGAAGAGACAGGGAGUUGUUACCGGAAAAGUAUCGCAAAAUCGCCUUUAAUGUCCCCAUCACAGCCUACAGAUUCUACUCAUUAGCCGCAAAGAGAGGCGACGACGAUUUUUUUUCUUCCUACUUGACGCAGGAGGACUUGAAGGAAACUUUUGGGAAAGUAAGCAAGCCGCUUUUGCUUUUGUACUCUGGAAGCGACCAAUUUGUGCCAGCUCAUGUGGACAAGCAGCAAGUGUUUGAAAAUUUUGAGAAAGCGACGCCUGCUUCGUACUGGAGUAAAUAUAGCAGGAUUAUCCCUGGCGGCACUCACGAUUUGGGAGAGGGGUCCGAAAAGGAUGUCAUUCUUUUACUAACUGAGGCAGUUGCCAACUUUAUCAACGCUGAAGUUUAG
This is a messenger RNA of Lodderomyces beijingensis, 960 nucleotides long. The record is from the annotation of a GenBank genome assembly. Lineage: Eukaryota; Fungi; Ascomycota; Pichiomycetes; Serinales; Debaryomycetaceae.